UCUUUGGUCGGACAAAGACUGGCUGUGAAGGGAGAAAUUAGUGACUCAAACAAGAUGAUUAAUGACGUGCUCCUGUACGUAAUGAACUAAUAAUGAGGAGCCUGAGAACUGAACAAAGGAACACGUGACAAAUGUACACGAACUGAAAGUUCAUGGUGACUAAGAAUUUAUAUAACUGUGAUAAUAAUAUUAGUAGGCCUUGGGUUUCAACGUGUCUGAAGCUCCAAACUAUAGGCUACAUUUUGCUACAUUGUUUACACUGCUUAAAUCUCUCACUGUAAACUGCUAUGGUGGAGCCGUUGCUCAGCCUAUACAUCACAUCUGCACUUUACUCGAGCACCUUCAUUUCAGAUGCAUACUUUUUGAUUCUGGAACCGGGCUUGAAAACGCAUAGGCUGCAUUUCAACCAACUGCAGUUAGUUUGACAAUCUGUCAUGUCAGCAACACACUCCUCCCAUUUUCAUGAUCGAUCUUGCUUGCUUCCUCUGUCGGACGCUCAGUUCUCAAGUGAACAAGGACCCUAAACCAGGAAUAAUGAAACUCCUUCAAAAUGCUAAUACAUUUCUUCUCGUGGUGGCUGGAAUCUCAAUAACUGGACUCAUUUAUUUGGGCUACACCACCACCUCACUCAGAUAUAAAGAACAAGGACACUGCCUUAAAACAACAAAAGAGCACCAGGAAAACUCUAAGUUGCAUUUGCCGCAAGGGCUUUCAUACCACCAGCCCUCUCUAGUGGGCCCAGAUGGCAAAGUUGUUCCCUUAACACCAUGGUUAGCCCCAGUUGUAUGGGAAGGAACAUUUGAUCCCAUGUUGAUUGAUUCGAUCUACAAACAACAAAACAUCACCAUAGCAACUACAGUCUUCGCUCUUGGAAAGUACACACAGUUUCUUAAAGAUUUCCUGGAGUCUGCAGAGCAGAAUUACUUUGUUGGAUUUCGUGUGCAUUAUUAUGUCUUCACUGAUCAACCAGAACAGGUUCCUGCAGUGAAGCUGGGUGCUGAACAUAAUCUGACGGUGUUGAAAGUCGCUAGUUCUAACAGAUGGCAGGAGAUCACUUUGAGCAGGAUGGAAAAACUGCAGAAACUGAUUGAGACUCGAUUAGUCAAUGAUGCCGACUAUGUUUUCAGCCUUGAUGUGGAUACAAAGUUCUACGGUCGCUGGGGGGUGGAGACUUUGGGUCGUCUUGUUGGUGUGAUACAUCCUGGUUAUUAUCGAACAUCUCGUGAACAAUACCCAUAUGAGCGCAGGCCAGAGUCUCAGGCGUUUAUUUCUUAUGGUGAGGGUGAUUAUUAUUAUGGUGGGGCUGUUAUUGGUGGCUUAGUAAAAGACGUAUAUGAAGUUGCUAAAACCUGCCGGGAGAAGCUGGACAUUGAUGCAUCUAAAUCCAUUGAGGCAGCAUGGCAGGAGGAGUCUCAUUUGAACAAGUACUUCCUUUAUAACAAACCCAGCAAGGUGCUCUCACCCGAAUAUCUGUGGCAAGACUUCAAACCUCACACAAACGAGGUCAAAAUCAUUCGCUUCUCUCAAGUUAUUAAAAACUAUGCUGCUGUUCGUCCAAACCCAUAACAGAUGUUAACUGAAACGUGCAAAAUCAAAACCUGCCAAAUAUUUUUCCAUCAGCUAGACAACAUUUGCACUAUGAAAUGUAUAACGUUGCAGUAAAAUGUUAUAAUAACCAUCAAAUGCUGGUUAAAACUCAGUUAU
Messenger RNA from Megalobrama amblycephala (Wuchang bream), 1704 nucleotides. RefSeq names its product globoside alpha-1,3-N-acetylgalactosaminyltransferase 1-like. Gene Ontology annotation, molecular function: hexosyltransferase activity. The transcript has 7 exons. The record is from RefSeq and is a predicted model, not a curated record. The coding region runs from base 463 to 1566 and encodes 367 amino acids. NCBI's taxonomy places the organism in Eukaryota, Metazoa, Chordata, Actinopteri, Cypriniformes, Xenocyprididae. Gene Ontology annotation, cellular component: Golgi apparatus; vesicle; membrane. Gene Ontology annotation, biological process: carbohydrate metabolic process.